AUGUCGGACAUUGGGGACUGGUUCCGGAGCAUCCCGCUGAUCACCCGCUACUGGUUCGCCGGCUCUAUCGCGGUGCCGCUCAUCGGCAAGCUAGGCCUCGUAAGCCCCGUCUACCUCUUCCUCUGGCCCGACGCCUUCAUCAACCGCUUCCAGAUAUGGCGGCCGAUAACUGCAACUUUCUUCUUCCCAGUGGGACCUGGAACAGGAUUUCUUUACUUGGUGAAUUUGUAUUUCUUGUAUCAAUAUUCAUCACGAUUAGAAACAGGGGCUUUUGAUGGAAGACCAGCAGAUUACAUGUUUAUGCUCCUGUUUAACUGGAUCUGCAUUGUUAUAACUGGCUUGGCAAUGGAUAUGCAGUUGCUGAUGAUUCCACUGAUAAUGUCAGUACUUUAUGUGUGGGCCCAGCUGAACAGAGACAUGAUUGUAUCAUUUUGGUUUGGAACAAGAUUUAAGGCUUGUUACCUACCAUGGGUUAUUCUGGGAUUCAACUACAUCAUUGGUGGAUCAGUCAUCAAUGAGCUAAUAGGAAAUCUGGUUGGACACCUGUAUUUCUUCUUAAUGUUUAAAUAUCCAAUGGAUUUGGGAGGAAGGAAUUUUCUGUCCACACCUCAGUUCCUGUACCGCUGGCUGCCAAACAGGAGAGGAGGAGUGUCCGGGUUUGGUAUCCCACCUGCUAGCAUGAGAAGAGCUGCAGAAGAUCAGCAGGGUGGUGGAAGACACAACUGGGGUCAAGGUUUCCGGCUAGGAGACCAGUGAAGAACUCCUGCCCUUGGAAAAUUGGUUUUAAUUGGACGUAGGACCGACCCUUCCUGGUGCAGAGCAUGCUUAAGAACCGAACUCUCUGUUGGAUUUAACUGAUUAGAAAGAGUGUUUCUGGUUCAAGAGAAAAUUAAGAACUCCAGAAGGGAAAAAUGUAGAUGUUGCUCCUGGUUAGCCAGUAGUGUCCGAUUUGAUUCUGCCAUUGAAAAAAGCCUUCUUUAUACAGUAUUGUCUGUCUGUCACAACAGGCAUCCAUUAUGCCCUCUUGUUCCCUGAUGUAAUGGAACAAGCUAAUGGUGUUCUGUCUCGCCUGGUAUGUUAAAAGCUUCAUUAGCUGUGGUAAGGUAAGAAUCCAGUGUGAGGCAGAUGGAUCAAACCAAUCCCAGAGUCUAGGAAGACAACUUUUUCCAUAGCUGUGCUUAAGUCCCAGGGUCUUUGGAAGCAUUAAGUGAUUUCUUUCUGUUGCAUUCAUCAAACAAAGUGCAAAUGCUUCAUUUCUGUUAUUGCGCUGUGUUCUGAGGGGUAUUUUUUUCUUGCCAUGUGGCAUUUGUCCUACCUGCUACAGCGUGGGUUGGGCAAGGCUAAGGGUAAGAGGGCUUUGGUUUGAAAUGGCAAUAACAGAUAUUCACAGGAUUGAAAUCUCUGUAAAUGGCAUGUUACGAGGCUCGCUCUGUUUAAACUGAAAUAAUAUGGCUUUUUUUUCCCCAAGAUGUGUGAAUUCUCUUGGCUUCAAGGUUUAUCUUCUGAUUGCAAAACUGAAUAGUACAAACGCUACUUAAACUAGAGAACGUAGCAUAUCAUCCUGGUUAAUGUAAAGGGUACUGACUGCAGCAUUAUGUUUGUUAACUGAAUCUUCAGCUUUCUCUUAAAGGCUUUAAGACAUCAAAGAAUCAAAGCUGGAAAUAAACGUUUCCAGAUGCUACAGAACUUUAAUUGUCAAAUAAGGCAUCAUGUUCACUGUUUAUUAGUAUCUGUACUUUUUUGGUAAAACUCUUUUUUGACAUGGAAAAGGGAAUGGUUCUGUACUGUAGUUUUUCUCAUAUGGGUUCCUGUGAGCAGAGCACAGGGCAAAGAUCCAGGAAGCUGUUACUAGCUUGUUACUGACUCACCACAUGGACUUGAGCAAACUACUUAACUGAGUUGUUUUCCCAGCUGUAAGGAGGACUCAUGCAUGUCUCUUCAUCCUUAAAAAGUAGCUGUCCCUGACUCCCCUAGGUGGGAGCCACUAGUGAGCAAGGUAGGACUUAGGUUCACAUUAAUGACAACACUUAAGCUAGGAAUGCAAUUACUCUAAGCUUAACUAAGACUUUUACAUUGGAAUAUCACAGAAUCAUAGAAUGUUUUGUGUUGGAAGGGACCUUUAAAGGUCAUCUAGUCCAACACCCCUACAGUGGGCACAGACAUCUUCAAAUAGAUCAGGUUGCUCAGAGCUCUGUACAGCUUGACCUUGAACAUUUCCAGGGAUGAGGCUUCUAUCACCUGUCUGGGCAACCUUCAUCAUAAAAGCUUCCUUCCUUAUAUCUAGUCUAAAUCUAAGAUAUAGUUGCUCACUUUUUGUUUUAUAGUUGCAAGAAGGAGAACAUUGUCACUAAGAUGAGAUUCAAGUCUCUGGCCAAAUUCUCCUUUAGCAUUUGUUUGUCUUUUUACUGGGUAGGUAGUGCACAGAAAGCCGUUCUGCCCCAACUUGGGUAUCUCAGGUAUCUAUAAGUAGGUAAAGUGAAUCUGGGCCAAAACAUUUUUAUUCCUACUUUUUCUUCACUAAACCCAGAUUCUGAAGGUUUAAAAACUUGUAAAUACUACAUGAUGUAAAAGUGAGUGGAAAAUAAGCAGUCGGACUGGAAGUUCUCAGUUGGCUUGCUUGAAAAAAAUGCAUGCUCCAUUUCUUCACUGCAACUUCGUUUUGUUCAUUUGGCUUGUGGAAAAAUGUAGAAAACUGCUGAUGAUCAUAUUGUGUGCUUAGGUUUUACAGGAACCUGGAGUUCAGAAAUCACCUGCCAUUUUUAUCUAUUCAGUGAUGAGUUUUAAAGAUGCUUUUGUCUCUUUGUAUAGAGUGGUAGGUAGAAAAGAGGACUGCAGUCUUGCAAAUACUAAUCUAUCAUUGACCAACAGCUGCUGUUUGAUAUUAACUUGGAAAGUCUGAAACCCAUCAUUUUUAUAGGAGUCAUGAUGCAACUGGUCUUCUAAUCAUGGUAAUGUCACUGUCUCUCCAAAGCAUUUGUCUUCAUUUUGAGUCAGAACUUCUAAGUGAAAAUGUCACUCAGAUAAUAUCCUUGCACACUCAAAUUGCAGAAAAUCUUCAUACAGAAGGCCAGAAGGAAGGUUUGUGUGGAAGGAAGCAUGGCAGAACUUAUUGUCCUGGCCUAGUGUGCUGUUUUGGGUCUUGCUUUCUCAUACAUCCUUCUUCUCUAAAUUGAGGGAAAGGUUUGCAAGGAAAAUAGACUUCUGAUAAGUCUUGAUUCAUUUUUGAGCUUGCUUCAGGUCUGUUUACUGUGGUUUGAAAAUUCCCUUCAGAAUUCCAUGUUAGGAGCUCAGUUGUUCAUUUCUCACUUGCCACUUGACCUGAAGCAGUGUUUGUCCUCCAGCAUAUACUGACAAUGGCAGUCUCUCGUUAAAUGAGUACCUCCUUUCUUACUUUGUACAGAUAACUUCCCUUUUUGUAAUCAA
Molecule: messenger RNA, 3423 nt
Organism: Indicator indicator
Lineage: Eukaryota; Metazoa; Chordata; Aves; Piciformes; Indicatoridae
Gene: DERL1
Product: derlin 1
Exons: 8
Coding region: 1-756 (251 amino acids)
Biological process (GO): endoplasmic reticulum unfolded protein response
Cellular component (GO): endoplasmic reticulum membrane; Hrd1p ubiquitin ligase ERAD-L complex
Molecular function (GO): misfolded protein binding; ubiquitin-specific protease binding
Source: RefSeq, a predicted model, not a curated record